UGCACCGCGUCCGCGUGACGACGUGAGGAGUGACGAGACCCAACAGCAACUCGAGACGGGGACGCCACGCAGCCACGCCUCACACGGCGACGGCCGCACGACCACCCAACACGCCGCCGCCUCCCAUGGCGGACAUCGGCGACGAGCUCUUCCUCGACGUCGGCGACGACGGCUUCGGCGAGCUCUCCUAUGUCUCCUUCUCCGAGUCCCUCGAGGAUGAUCUCGCCUGCCCACGCCACCUCCUCUCCCCGGGCUUCGACCCCGGAACCCUAACCCCCACCCCGGGCUCCCCCUUCUCCUUCGACUCCGACCCCGACCUCCGCCCGCUCUCGCCCUCGGGGCCGUCCCCGCCCUUCUGGGACUGCCUCGAGGACGACCUCGCGGACCACGGCUUCGAGUGGGAGGAGAUCUUCGGCGGCGAGGGUAGUGGUGGUGGUGGAGGGGGAGGGGGAGGACGAGGGGUAGGAGGCGAUGGCGUUGUGUUCGGAUUCCUCGACGAGCGGGAGAUGCUGGGUGUGAUGGAGAGUAUCGGCAGUGGGGACGACGAGUCGAUCUUCUCCGAUGAGCCGCCGUUCGACUUCGGCGAUGGCAACGCGGAGUUCGAAGGUAUCUUUCAGAGCGUGGGGUGGGAGCUGCUCCCGGUGCCGCUGGACGAGGACGACUUCGAGGUGCUCCCGGGGCACCUCGCGGACGCGGCGGCGGGUGGCGCCCCGCCUGCGGCGCGCACGGCGGUGGAGUUGCUCCAGGUGGUGGCUGUCGGAGGGGAGGAGGCGGCUCAGGGGUGCGCCGUGUGCAAGGACGGGAUCGCGCAGGGGGAGCUCGCCACACGGCUGCCGUGCGGACAUUUCUACCACGGAGCGUGCAUUGGGCCGUGGCUCGCCAUCCGGAAUUCGUGCCCAGUGUGCCGCUAUGAGCUUCCCACUGACGACCCUGAGUACGAGCGGCGAAGGGCGAGGCGCCGCUCUGCUGGUGGCUCAACAGCACAGUUGGGUACCCCGAUGCAAAUAUGAGCUAGGGCUGCUUGGUGGUAUGUGUUGGAUGCAAUUCCAUGGAAGUGAGAAACCUCACUCGUUGAAUUUGUGUUAGGAUAUUUUUAUGCCACUAGAAUCAUACUUCUACGAUCUAGAAAAUUUUCAGGAUUUAACUGUUGUGCUUGAGAGUUGAAUGGUGAAUGGUAAGAACAAUUGUCAUAACAUUUGUACAUAUGCCGUGUUGCUUCAAUAAUAUAGCAAACUCUAUCUCAUUGUUUGUCACAGAA
This is a messenger RNA of Phragmites australis (common reed), 1258 nucleotides long. RefSeq names its product E3 ubiquitin-protein ligase RDUF1-like. Gene Ontology annotation, cellular component: cytoplasm. The coding region runs from base 126 to 1010 and encodes 294 amino acids. Lineage: Eukaryota; Viridiplantae; Streptophyta; Magnoliopsida; Poales; Poaceae. The record is from RefSeq and is a predicted model, not a curated record. Gene Ontology annotation, molecular function: ubiquitin protein ligase activity. Gene Ontology annotation, biological process: protein ubiquitination. The transcript has a single exon.